AUGAUAGAAAAAAGUGGUUCUGGGGCCAUAUCCUCAGAAGCCGAAUGGUUUGGUUAUAUUCCAGUGCCAAAGUGCAAUUUAAAUUACUCCAGUACUUUAAAAAAGGAAGAAACACAAAGUACAUUUUCAUUUCCUAAAAAGGAGGAAAUUAGAAAACAAUGGAUUAGUGCUAUACAUCGUAAAGACUAUGUUGUUAACUCAAAUUCAGUAGUGUGUAAGAAACAUUUUGAUCAUACUGAUAUUAUAGUAAAUGAAUUCUACAUUGAUAAAAACGGAAUAAAACAUGAAAUUAAACUGAAGUAUCCUAAAUUGAAAGAAGGUACAGUUCCAAGAAUUUUUGAAAACCAUCCUCAGUAUUUUUCAAAUCCAAAAAAUGCAGAAAGAAGAGAUCCUGAACAAAGGAGAGCUGAAAUAUUUGAAAAACAGGAAAAUAAAGUUGCAGAAUUUUUAGAUGCUGAUCAAAUUAAAAAUUUUUGUGAAUUAUUUGGACAAGUGAAUGUGAAAGUUAUUUUAAAUAAUUGGAAUGUAAAAAUUUUACCAAAAAGGGUUUACUUUUCCAUGCUUAAUACUCCAGAUUGUUUCGAUGAGUGUCCUAAAAUUAUUUCUAGCAUAAGUGUUGAUAUGGAUUUAACUGUGCGACAAACAGCUGAAGAACGCGAAGCGGAACGACAAGCAGCCAACAGAUUAAUGCUCUCCCUUCAAGCCGAAGCCCUGUCCAAGGGGUAUAUGACCGAAGGUCCCCCUCCCCAACCCGGUCCGGGGGACACCGCUCUCAGCGCCCUGCAGAAUCUCCAACCUUGGGCAGGACCUUAUAGUGCUCCGCAACCAGCGUUGGCUGAAUCUAUGUGUUAA
Molecule: messenger RNA, 852 nt
Organism: Psylliodes chrysocephalus
Lineage: Eukaryota; Metazoa; Arthropoda; Insecta; Coleoptera; Chrysomelidae
Source: the annotation of a GenBank genome assembly